AAUAUUGUUUCAAUACUGUUAACCAAUGCAUAUAAAUGUUCCUGGAUAAAAAGUAAACUGUUCAAAAUUAUUAGAGAUAUAAUAUUGUCAGAGAGAUAAACUAAAAAAUCUUCAAAGAUUACUUGCAUUAUAUUUAAAAGAGAUUUUUGCGACAUUUUGCAACAUUUAUAAAAGAGAAAUUUUAAAGUUUUACAUGUAACUUAAACUUCUGCAUUCCAUUAAUAUUCUAAGCAACAGUGUAAAAAAUACUUGACAAAACUCUGAAGUAAAUGGAAUCGAUAAAAUUUUUGUUUCAAACGACUUGUAUAAAGUUAAAAUCAAAGAAGUAUAUAAUUGACAAACGAGAAAAAAAUUAAAUAGAACUAUUUAUUUCAAGAGAAGCGAUCAGUUUUUUUAAUUAAAAAAAAAUGUUUUUUAAAUCUUCAUUUAUCAUAAACUUUAUGAUCGCAUGGUGCGAUUUCGAAGUAUGGCGGGAAAAGUCAGGAGAUUUUUUACUUGGUUCAACUUGCAUAAACCGCACUGCUGUUAUAAGACAAGACGAAACACACUCAGUUUAUUGUGCAACACAAAUGAAAGAAGCAGAUUGUUAUCUACUUUUUGAAGACUCGGAUGUUGUAGGAUUUAUUCCAAAAAACAACGAGACUGUUACUCUGAAAAUUAUUCCAGAAAAUGGAAAAAAUCAAUUUUGCAUGUCAAGUUACAAACCGUCAUUAGGUAAAAUUCUUUUACAAGAUUAUCCGAUGAAUAUAUAUAAAGAAGUUUGGAACGAUAAUACUGGUGUUGAUAUGAUUAAUAAAAGCAUGCAUUUGGAAAUCUCAAAUAGUGUGAUAAUCUUAACUGUAUUAGAGCAUUGGGACGGAAUUCUCCUUAAGUUAUACGUUAACUGUAAGAAUGAAGGUGAUGCGGACAAUGAACAACGAUGUGUUCUAAUCAAAUACGAAGGAUCAGUAACCCUUCCUCUGUCAUCAAUGUCGUUUAAUAAAGACGACUCUAUGUCAACAACAACAACAUCAACAACAACAAAAGCAACAACAAUUUCUACAUUAAAAUCGGACAUUAAUGUAAGUACCAACAGUGUACUUAAUAUAACAUUAAUCUUAACUUCGUUACCGGUAUCGAAUGGAGCCAUAAUAAACGAUGCAAAAUCAAGCAUUGUUAUCGCUGUUUUGUCGAGCGCGUGUAUUGGUACAUUAGUGAUUGUUGUAUUCAUUCUGGUGUAUAUAUGCUUUUGUUCAAGAAGAAAAGAAAAAAAUGUAAUCCAACGUCGUUCUCAAAACUCUGCAGUAAAUGAUAUUAAUCUCGAAGACGGAAAUAUUGUACGCGAAACAGAAAAUCUUUCAACAAAUGGUUUUCAAAAUUCAAGUAAAGAAUCUCAUAAGGUUGAUGCACAAAGUUUCAAUCCUGAAAAAAGAGUUAAAUUGAACCAACAAAAAAUUCCAGUGUUUGAAAGUUUUAAUAUCGCAAAAGAAGAAGAAGAGAAAAAUCCCAUCCAGUCAUUUUCUUAUGUUAGUAAAGAGAAUGUUACAAAGCUACCUGCCACCGGUAAGUUAUCUGCUGAUCAAACGUUACAAAAUCGAUUUGGAAAAGGUACUUCUAUUAAAAGAAAUUCCUUUCUUUCUACACAAUCAUUACCUGUUGAUCAGUUUUCUCAAAAAAAAUUGUCCAACUACUUGCGUGAAAAUAGUCCCGAAAAUUCAAACAAUUCUUUUGAAAUAACUGAAGUAACUCCAGGUCAUAGUUUAGAUAUUGAAAUUGAUGAGAUGUUUAUGUUUGAUGUAGAAAAACAUAGUGAUUUAGAUUAUGAGUCAACAAAAAAUAUAUCUCCAGUAUACGACAUAGUUACAAACAAUAACGUUAAGCAGUUUUCAUCAAAUAAGUUUAAUACUGAAAGAAAAAAAUUUAAAAAAAUUGUUGCCAUACCAUCAGGUGAAGAAGAAGAGCAAGUAGAAAACGAGUUUUUAGAAUUAAAACAUUCUAAAUCCAAUCUUUCAGAGUUACGUGUAAAUAAAUAUUUUAAUGACCAAAAUAAAGAUCCAAGAUCUAAAGUCAGCUUUGAAGAAGACCAACUAAAAGAUUACGAAGUUAUAGAAGAAAUGAUUCAUCAUUAUCAUUCAGUCAAUAGCGUUGUUGCACCUCAAUUAGCCAGAAAGAAAAGCCCCUCAUAUUCAAAAGAAUUAUUCCAAAAAUCACCUUUAACAUCUGAAAUAGCUAAAGGAAAAAAAAGCACAAAACUAGAAGAUAGUGUAAAAGGAAUACCAAUAAACAACUUUUCUCGAAACAGAUUUUUGAGUACUUCAAAUACAUCAUUGGAUGCUUCAAACUCUGCUUUAAACAGGUCACUAAGUGCUUCAAACGCUGCUUCAGAUAGAUCCUACGAGUUAAAUGUUACAGACAGAAAGUUAAAAAGUAUAAGCAAGUUAUCGGUACAUGAUUCGGAGUUAAACUUUCCUGAAGUUCACAACAAAACUAAUAAAACAUUCCGGCACAAGAGUGUUAUAACUGACAACAACAUGUUGACAUCGGAACUUAAAGCAUUAUCAUUUGACUAUAAAAGCAAUGCAAACAAAAACAAAAACAGUUUAAAUAGUUUCAAUAAUAAUCAAGAAAGUUUUUAUAAAGAUAAUAAACCAUUAAACAGAGAAAAGCUUAUGUUAUACUAUGCAAAUAUAAAAAAAACCAUGAGAGAAGUAUUCCAAAAUGAAAAUCUAAAAGCUAUGGACAAAUUUAAUAUUCACUCUCGAGGUUCUUAUAAUGUCGCAAAAAAGUCCAUACAAAAAGUAAAUCCCGAAGUUUUUGUUAUUAACAUAAGUGAAUCAUCUGAUAAAGACAGUUCUUCUAGGGUUAAAUAUAUAAGAGAUGAAUUUGAAAAAGUAAAAGAAAGCAAAUCUUUGCACAAAAAUUUAGAACAAAAGUCGUAUGGUAGUGUUACAUAUGGUAGUGUUGAAUAUGGUAGUGGUGCAUAUGGUAGUGUUGUUUCAAAUCUCUUUAAAUCUAGCACAGAUUUAAAUGAAAAUUAUUUAAAAGAUUUUGAGAAAAUCGAUUCAUCAGUAGAUUCAGCAAUGGUUUUGAAAUUUAACAAUCGAAAAAUGGAAAAUGAACAAGCAAACUUAUUAAAAUUAAAUGCUAACAAACUUAUAUUAAACAAAAAUUCAGCCCAUUUAAACAACAUUGAAGCCAAUUUCCACUCUAAUGAAACGUAUUUAUUAGGUCAAAGAGAAAAAAGUCGAAUGUUGGGUCGGCAAAUUAUUUCUUACGAUAACGCCUCAGAUUCUUUUAAUGAAGUACCAAUAAGCACCAGUUUGAAAAAAAGAAAUUCAGGAAUCAUGUUCAAAGAACUGUUUUUACAAAAUAAUAUUCCGUUUAUACAAAAACACCAUGUUCUUCCAAGUAAACUUUACAAAGAUUCAGGUUUUCAAUCUAAUGAUCAUUUAAAAACAAAUAAAUCCAAUAUGAAACAUUUGCAUCCGCCAAAUAAUGAAUUUUUACAAAAUACUACUUUUUUGAAUAAGAACUCAGUAAAUACGGAAUCAAUAGAUAAGUCAGUAAAUACGUCAAUAAAUACGAAUUUUAAAUUGUUAAAUACUGAAAACUCAUUACAAUCUGGAAGCGCAAAAAAUAUAUCCAAUAAUGAUGAAUCAAAGAUAUUGGACUUUCAAGAGCAAAAAAAGGUUAAAGAAAAUUCUUUUGAAACUUUUUCAAACUCAUAUUUUGAUCGCAGUUUUAACCCGGAAAACUACGAAGGACCCCCUGUUACAAGAAGAUCAACUAAAAGUAGAAAAGAGAUGUUAAAUACUCUUUACGGACAAAACCGUUUGAUUCCAUCAAAAAGAUUAGAAAAAUUUACAUCAUCAAAAGAAGUGGUGUCUUUGGAAAAAACUGCACCUAGAAAAGAAUCAGUUUCUCAAGAGUUGAAAACCUCUCAUCUUGACAUUAAAAACACUAAUAAUGAUAUAAGAAGUCUAAACAUUCUAACUUCAAACUUAGUUGAAAAAAAUAGUUCUAACGAAAUUAACCUAGAUAAUUUUACGGACCUUUUAAAGCAACAUAAACUUAACAAUAGAAAUACGGAGCAUGGUUUUGACCGCAAAACAAUGAAUGGCAAUUCAGAAGUUGUAGUUAUACCUGCAAACGUACAAUUCGACAGGCAUACCAGCCUAAAUAAUUAUAACAUUGAACUAGUAAACGAGGUAAAACCUGUAAAGUUAUUAGGUGGGUUAUCCCACACAAAUAUAAAAUAAAGCCUAAUAAAUGGUGCUUAAAUUAAA
Messenger RNA from Hydra vulgaris (swiftwater hydra), 4265 nucleotides. RefSeq lists its product as uncharacterized. NCBI's taxonomy places the organism in Eukaryota, Metazoa, Cnidaria, Hydrozoa, Anthoathecata, Hydridae. The record is from RefSeq and is a predicted model, not a curated record.